CCUGCUCGUCUCAGAUCAGCUCGAUUGGCAGCAAUGGCGACUGUAUCAGUCUGUUCCCGUCUUGGCCUUCUCAGAAGAUUAGGGGUAACUGCUGGAAGAUGCACAACGGCAUUUCAACGACAUUCGUCUACAAACAUAGACGAGUUCGAUGAAUUCCAGCUCAAAUAUUUAGAUGGCGACAACACGGGAAUUGCUGUAUUUUCAAUGAACAGACCAGAAAGGAAAAAUGCACUUGGCAGAAAAUUCCUGUUUCAGUUCACAGAAUGCAUGAAGAAAGUCAAGUUUGACAAGAGCAUCCGAGUUGUAAUCCUCCGAAGUUUGGUGCCUGGUGUUUUCUGUGCUGGUGCUGAUCUGAAGGAGCGUGCUCAGAUGACUGAUGCAGAGACAGGACCCUUUGUAGCUGGUUUGCGAGCCUCCGUCAAUGAUAUGGACAACCUUCCAAUGCCGACAAUUGCAGCCAUAGAUGGAGUAGCCCUGGGAGGUGGUACAGAGGUGUCCCUAGCUUGUGACCUCCGCGUCGCUUCCACCUCAGCUAAGCUGGGUCUGGUGGAGACAAGACUAGCUAUCAUUCCAGGGGGAGGUGGUACACAGAGACUGCCGAGGAUCAUCAAUCCAGCCGUGGCACGGGAACUCAUGUAUACAGCUCGCAUCGUGGAUGGCAAGGAGGCCGAGCGAAUCGGUCUGGUCAACCACUGUGUGGAACAGAAUGAGAAUGCAGAUGCUGGGUACCAAAGGGCACUUAAACUGGCUCAGGAAAUAUUACCACAGGGACCAGUAGCAUUACGUAUGGCCAAAAUGGCGAUCAGUCGCGGCACUGAGGUUGAUCUCCACAGCGCUCUGUACUUUGAAGAAGCAGGAUAUUCACAGGUGAUACCUACAAAGGACCGACGGGAGGCCAUGAAAGCCUUCAUAGAGAAGAGGAAGCCAAAGUUUGAAGGCCAUUAGACUCGGUUUAAUCUACUCCAGAUUGUUGAUGUUUAUACUCUAGAUAAAGAGGUGUACAGCAUCUUAGUGAAUAAGUAUGAUUUUCCUCUACAUCAGAACAAGGAGCGAAGUGUGUCUGUUCUCGAUGGCCAAAGUGUGUGACUAUAUUUUUGCUUGUAACAUUGUUUGAAUGAGUGUGGAAUCAAUGUAUGGAAAUAAGAAUGUUUAACAAUCAAUGACAGCCCAUUAUGAUGAUUAUGAAGUGCUUUAAAUUUUUCAAUAUUUUUCAAAGUCAGUGUUCCAGGUUGACAAGUUAACGAUGACUACUGAAUAUUAUGAAUGGUUGCUAAACAAGCAAUAAUGAGAAUGGUUGAGAUUUAAUUGCGAUAUUUGUAGGAUUUAAUUAUGAGUAUAUAAUGAUUUUAUCCUGAAAUUUUGAUAUUAACAUGAUUUACCUGGCAAUCUGAUUUCAACUGAACUUGAAAAUUGUCAAAUCUUAUUUCAAACUAAUACAGUUAUGAAAUGAUUUUUGAAAUGUAUUUUCUUUAAUAUAUUGAAAUGUAUAGUAUUGCAAAGUAUUUGGCACAAAUUAAUUUAACUCUUAGUCUAAAUUUGUACAUCAAAAUGUCACUGCCAGAUUUUUCAGUUCGUUGUAAGUAUGGAAAUAAUAUCUAUAUAUCAAUAGCAUUUAUCAUUCCAGAGGCCCGUAAAUUUUUAUUUGGUCUACAUGUAGCUGCCGUCUUUUGUAUGUGCUAUGGAAUAAGUGUAUAAACUAUUUAGACUGUGAUAUACAUGUAUGAAAAGAACAAAUAAAAAUAUGUCAAUUUCUA
Pecten maximus is the source of this 1754-nucleotide messenger RNA. RefSeq names its product methylglutaconyl-CoA hydratase, mitochondrial-like. The record is from RefSeq and is a predicted model, not a curated record. Gene Ontology annotation, biological process: fatty acid beta-oxidation. Gene Ontology annotation, cellular component: mitochondrion. Bases 34 to 945 code for a protein of 303 amino acids. Gene Ontology annotation, molecular function: enoyl-CoA hydratase activity. NCBI's taxonomy places the organism in Eukaryota, Metazoa, Mollusca, Bivalvia, Pectinida, Pectinidae. The transcript is spliced from 9 exons.